AUGUUCUGCACCAUUUUUGUAAUCGUCUUAGUGAUAACAACGGCCGAUGUAUCUGGUGAAGCAUCGAGUUCUGAAAAACGAACCGCGCUGUUAUCACGUUAUGGCAGAGCGUUACUUUCUCGUUAUGGUAAAAGAUCAGACUUUUCUGAAGUAUUGCACCCAUCACAAGGUUUAUUUAAAAUAUUCUUAUUUUCUUUUCAUUUCUAG
Messenger RNA from Dracunculus medinensis (Guinea worm), 207 nucleotides. The record is from the annotation of a GenBank genome assembly. Lineage: Eukaryota; Metazoa; Nematoda; Chromadorea; Rhabditida; Dracunculidae.